Messenger RNA from Knipowitschia caucasica, 5373 nucleotides. The record is from the annotation of a GenBank genome assembly. Lineage: Eukaryota; Metazoa; Chordata; Actinopteri; Gobiiformes; Gobiidae.
AUGAGGAAUACUCACGUGAGCGACAGGCGACAGGACGGGCUCAGUCAGUACGGAAGCCCGGAGGAAAAGCGAAGCAGGGACAGGACAAUGGCGGCGGGGCCUGGAGUUUCCGUGCAGAGUAACAACAGUCCAGCGAGAGAAUUAAGCAUCUCCGUUUCACAAGGAGGAUUUCAAAGUCACACAGAGCGGAUAAAAACAGAGGAUGUGUCCGAAACUGAAAAGCAGAAUCGAGUCGCUGCGUUGCUGGAGAGGCUUCAUGCCAAACACAAUGCCUCACGACCGUGGCAGGAGACGUCCAAAGUGGUACGACAAGCAAUGGAAAAACGUGGUGUUUUGAAUACUGCAGGUCACCAGCUCCUGCUUACUUGUCUGGAGACACUACAAAAGGCUCUAAAGGUUACCUCUCUAUCUUCAAUGACCGACCGACUGGAGUCCAUAGCCAGACAGAACAUGUUGGGUUCGCAUCUCAGCCCAUCGGGGACAGAGUGUUACAUCACAUCAGAUAUGUUUUAUGUGGAAGUCCAGUUAGACGCCACAGGACAGCUGGUGGACGUGAAGGUGGCUCAUCAAGGAGAGAAUCCCACGAGUUGUCCUGAGCUGAUUAGACAUCUGAGAGAGAAAAACUUUGAAGAAUUCUCAAAACAUCUAAAAGGACUAGUUGAGUUGUAUAAACUUCCAGGAGAUAAUAAAUUAAAAACCAAGAUGUAUAUUGCACUGCAGUCCCUGGAGCUCGAUCUCACGAAGAUGAUGCACAUGUUCAGGUUGGCGACUAGCGCAACUGCAGUGGAGACUAUUCUUCACGGAGGUGUUGGACUUCUAACAGCGAGAAGUGGAGGGCACCUUGUUACCCUUCAGUGUUACGUGUCUCCUUAUGACAUAUUUGAGGAGGAGCUGGACUUAACAGACAGCGAUGUUCCACAAUCUCUGGGUAUUGGUGUGUCAGUGACAAUUGAAGGAACAUCUGCCAUAUACAAGUUACCAAUUGCUCCCCUUAUUAGUGGAUCCCACCCAGUGGACAAUAAAGGGACUCCAUCUUUUUCCAAUGUGUCCAACUCCAACAGUGUGGACUUGCCAGCUUGUUUCUUCCUCAAAAUGAACCAGCCUAUGCCCUUUUCUUUGUCCUUCAUUCAAAAAUUGGGCAAUGCUACUUCCAUUCCUGUGUUUGAGAGCCAACCAAGCCUCUCUCCGCUCUACCAGCUCAUUGUCCAAAGCCAACUUCAGCUCCUGGAGGAAGGGAACGCCUUAUCAACCCCACACAACAUGCACUUCUAUUCUAUAUUGCCUGAUCAACAGCACUGUUAUUUCUUAAAUGGAGACGCCCCAGUGGAGGACAGUUAUUGUCUCCAAGGAGCGCUGGUGACCAAGGUCCCUUUUCGGCACCCGGCACAGGUGCCCCUCCUCCUGGACAUCAUCCGGCACCAAGCUGCAUACAACACAUUGAUUGGUAGCUGUGUCAAACAGAAAUCUCUCAAAGAAGAUACGGCAGGGCUUUUGCAGUUUGAAGUUUGUCCUCUCACUGACUCCAGUUUUAGUGUUUCUUUCCAACAUCCUGUUAAUGAGUCUUUGGUCUGUGUUGUGAUGGAGGUCAUUGACUCUCGUCAAGUUUCCUGCAGACUUUACAAAGGCCUGUCAGAUGCUCUAAUAUGCACCGAUGAAUUCAUCACCAAAGUAGUACAACGAUGUAUGUCGAUACCUGUAACCAUGAGAGCCAUAAGGAGGAAGGCAGAAACCAUCCAGGCCGACACUCCGGCUCUUUCACUGAUCGCUCAGACGGUGGAGACUAUGGUGAAGAACAACUUGCCGCCUUCAGGCAGCCCCUCCUACAACAUGGCAGCUGGAGAUGCCAUGGGACUACCAGGACUCACAGGAGGCAACACGCCCACUGGAGCAGGGCCUAACUAUUCUGGCCCCAUUUCUACAUUAUUUGGGAUGUCACGGUCUGAGAGAGAGAGUCAAGGUGGAGAAUGUAUGGCCCAAGGUGCGACGGCGGCCCAGCAACAGUUACAACAACAACAAGCAGCUCAAGGAAACGCAGAUGACUACAACAAAGUCACUCAGAAUCCAAUACUCACAAGCUUGUUACAGAUAACAGGAAAUGUGGGCUCUAGUCCGAGCUCCCAGAAUACUCCACAACCUCAUCAAACCCCUCCCCCCACCUCCUCCCCAGCCAGCAACACUAAGAACCAUCCUAUGCUCAUGAAUUUACUAAAAGACAAUCCGGCACAGGAUUUUGCAGCUCUGUACGGAUCGAGUACAUUGGAGCGUCAGAAUUCAUCUGGCUCUCCGCGGACAGAGGGAGCAAACGCAGCCUGUCCCUUGAGUGGAAAAGUGAAGAAAAAGCGACGACCGAUGGAAAAGGGUGGUGCAAUGCCAGGGGCUGCCACUGCUCCUGGGUCAGGAGGAGGACCAGGUUUGGGGAUCAAGGGUCCACUGCCUCCACAUCUCCAACACCAUCAGGUCACACAUGAGGAUGACUUUCACCGGGAGCUGCUCUCUAUGGACGUAGAUCCGUCUCAAAAUUCAAUAUUUGACGUGAAUCUUGCUGGAGAUGGAUUAGACACUCCCCACAGCAUCACGCCUGCACCCAGCCAAUGUGAAACUCCUCCUUCUGGUCCCAGUAUCUCCUACCCACAAUCCCAACAGCAGCCACCUCCGGGCGCUGUGCCUCCACGGAUAGUGCGUCUCUCCAGCUCUGACAGCAUUGGUCCUGAUAUCACAGAAAUAUUGUCGGCCUUACCUGACCAAACAGGUAAAAGCAGUGGAGGGACUCAGCUUGCUUUGGGCAGUGGAGAAGAUGCAUGCCCUCUCGGUACACCCAUCCGGGAUUCUUCUAGUUCAGGUCAAGGAAGUGCAGUCUUUGAUUCAGACCUUUUCAACACUAACAGUAAUGAAAACCCUUUCACUGAUGCAGCAGACCUGAUCGCUGAAGCAACAGCAACUGCAGCCACUCCCACCAGCGACUCCUCCUCCACAAACUUCUUUCCUGAUGCUGCCGACUUUAACCCUGAUCUUCUGGCGUCUAGCCAUAGUUUUUCCCAAAACUACUUUGACGACAGUUCACCAAGUGCUGAUGGAGACAUGGAUCUAGUCAAAGGUUUUAGUGGAGGUAGCCAACAGAAUACACCGGCAGGAACUCCUCAGAACCCAACCCCACAUGGACAAAGCACCCCUGACCCUUCCCUCAAAGAUCCCUUUGACAUGGGAGGGAUUGUAUUCGGAGGCAGCAGUGGAGGAGGAAAACCACCUCUGGGCGCUCCAGAUUUAGGAGACACUCACAGUGCUGGAUCUCAGAGCCCGAUUAUGAUGGCACUGGGUCCAAGUAGUGAUUUUAAAAGUAGCGACAUGAAAACGAAACCACAACAGCCUGGGGUGACUCGGCCAAAAGAAGAGAGCGGAGGCGGUGGAAACAGCAGCUCAGUGAUGGGGAGCAGCUCAUCAGAAGGAAAACAAGUGAAGAGGAGCCGGACACCCUCCAGUGAAGGGAAAUCCAAAGACAAGCCCCCUAAGCGCAAAAAAAUGGACACAGACGGAAAGUCUCCGUCCCAUAGCUCAGGGGGUCGGCCUUACACCCCUCCAAGUGGAGGUCCAGGUUCUGGGGGGAGUGGAGGAGGCUCCAAGUCACCUGGGAGUGCAGGGCGCUCACAAACCCCUCCACGGAUCCCUAUAUUAACUAUCCAGAUUGGAAAAGGGACUAUAACAGGCAGGAAAAGCUCCUCCCAUAGUGGAGAUAGCUCCAGUAGCUCCACCACCAGCAGCAGUGGGGGAGGAGGGGCAACAGGGAGCAGUAAAAGUCACCACUCCCACUCUUCUUCAUCAGGAAAAAUCAAGUCUAAAGAAGGGUCUUCACAGAGCAGUAGCUCCAAACCAGGAAGUGCAGGCACAGGAGGAGGAAGUUCCUCUCAGUCCAAAAACUCCUCUCAGGGAAUGGGCUCCGGAAAACCAGGCUCUUCCCCAAUUACCAAACAUGGACUUUCUGGACCUGGGAGCAGUGGCAGCAGUAAAAUCAAACCACAGGGGGGCAAGCCUUCUGGUUCACUCAUGAAUCCCGGCAUAAAGCCUAAUAUCUCCCCCUCCCACUCACGCUCCACUAGUUCAGGUGAUAAAAUGUCCUCCCCAAUGAAGUCACAAGUCCCAGGAACACCUCCAUCCUCAAAAGCCAAAUCGCCCAUAGGCUCAGGAAGCAGUGGAUCUGGUGGAUCAAAGUCUUCCUCAAGUGGAGGCUCUCAAAAACCGAUGGGCGGGGGAUCUUCAGGUGGAUCAGGGUCCUCUUCAUCUGGUGGUGCUUCUUUUCCUGGAGGCUCUCAAUCUCAAUAUGGAGGUAGUGGAGGAGGAGGCGGAGGGAGUGGGGGGAGCAACAGCGGUAACUCAAACAGUGGAGCAAACAAUCAAAAUAACUCAAACAACCCCAACGCCAAAGGAAAGUCCCCAAGUCGUAACAAAAAGCCCUCCCUCACGGCUGUCAUCGACAAACUGAAGAGCGUAGGGGGAGCGGGAGAGGAUGGGUGUGAGGUCGGGCCUCAGGGAGGGCCCCCUGGUCCUGGAUCAACCCCAGGGAGUGGAUCCGGAAACGUCCCCAGUGGUGGAGCUCCCAGCAUCGGCCCUUCCAAACACGGACCCUCGUCACAAAGCGGAGAAUACAAGCGCGAGAAAUCUGACAAAGAAGCUAAAGCUAAAGUUUCUGUGUCUGGAGGAAGCAGCAGCGAUAAAAAGAUGGACUCGAAAAGUGGAGGAGGAGGUGGGUCUGGUUUGGCAAAAAUAAUUAUCAGCAAACCCGAUGGUGGCUCACCGAGCAUCAAGGCUAAAGUGUCUCUGCAAAAAACUGGCGAAGGCUCCGGGGAUUCCAUGCGGCCCCAGAUUUCGAGUCUCAAGGCCUCCCCAUUAUUCAGCGGCUCCACUCCCAAACACGAUCGCUCCUCCCCCAGCCACAGCCGCUCCCCCGGGUACACCCCCCUCAACCACGACAGCGAGUCCGAGUCCGGCAGCAGCUCGGUGGCAGAGAAGUCGCACCAAAACAGCCCCAGCUCAGACGACGACCAAACCAUGAGGCCCAUUCCUCCGCAGGACUACAUGAGCUCCGUGAGUUCAGGAGAGAAGCACAAAAAACAUAAGAAAGAGAAGAAGAAGCAGAAAGAGCGAGAGAGGGACAGAGACAGAGACAGAGAUCGAGACAGAGACAAGGAGAAGAAGAAGUCCUCGAUGUCCAUGGGCUCCUCUCACCCCAUCAAGACUGACAGUUGGUCCCGAUCCCCCAUUUCUGCGUCCGAGUCCAGUCUGUCGAUGAUGGGGUCUGAGCGGCCCUCCAGACCCAGCCCGCUCUACAUGAGGAACGAAGACGACGACCUCAUGGACUCCGCUGUGAUCGGAAACCUGUGA